Molecule: messenger RNA, 1260 nt
Organism: Aspergillus calidoustus
Lineage: Eukaryota; Fungi; Ascomycota; Eurotiomycetes; Eurotiales; Aspergillaceae
Source: the annotation of a GenBank genome assembly
AUGACUUCAGUCAGCAGUGGCCCUGUGCCCUUGGAUUUGGACGCAAUGCAUCGGCAGAGUAUACAGCAUGGUAGCUCACCUGCUCAAGCUUCGUCCAAUAUGAGAGGUUCGAUCGGAGGAGACUUUUUCAACAAGUUCUUUAGUGGAGGGGCUCAGAAGAAGACCACCCGAGAUGGACAACCACCAAAACGAAGAGGGCCCAAGCCCGAUAGCAAGCCAGCUCUCACAAGACGACAAGAACUGAACCGUCAGGCACAGAGGACACAUCGUGAGCGAAAGGAAAAGUAUAUCAAAGACUUGGAGACCGAAGUGGCACGAUUACGAGAGGCCUACACGCAAGAGAUUUCAGCCGCCAAUCUUGCUGUACACCAACAUCGAGAAAUGGUCGGUUCUUUGACCGAGGAAAACAAUAUGCUCAAGGAGAUUCUAGCGACACACAACAUCAACUUUGAGGGCGAGCUGGAACGUCGCAAGGCUGAGCGUCCGAUGCCAAUGUUCACAUCUAGCCCGGUCGCCGGAGGAAGCGUUGGAUCACAGACUGUUGGCAUCGCCUCAUCAAAUCCGCAUACUUACAGCACGCCGCCAACAACGGUUUCAUCGUCGGGAAUGAGCCCAAAGGUCAACGGAGUGGAUAAAUUUGACUUUUCGUCGGCACCAGAUACUGGUACCAACCAACAAUCAAUGCAUGCCAUGCAUGCCAUUCCAUGCGAUGCCCUGGCCGCUAUAGAUCGUCGGCCGCCUGUGCAAAACGGAGGCAUCUUUGAGAGCGAUCCUCAGCUUCAGGUUGACUUUAUAUUGACACUCGAGUCACCAUGUCGUGAGCACACGGAUUACCUUUGCCGAAGAUCCGCCACAGAAUCCGAAGACGAAGAUAUGCCAUUUUCCGGGCACGCACUGAUGGCGACGUGUCCACCACCUAGCUACAUCGCCAACACUACCAGCGAACAAGUGUAUCCACACAAGACCUACGACCUUCCACACGCCAACUUGUCCACACUGCUCAAUCUGAGUCGACAACUUGUAACAGAGGGGCAGGUGACGCCAAUAAUGGCACUCCAGGCGCUGAAGAGUCACGAAAUGUACCCUCGAUUGACAAGGGAUGACGUGAAGCUGAUCAUGGACACACUGGAGAACAAAGUGCGCUGCUACGGAUUCGGAGCGGUGCUGGAAGACUUUGAGCUCAUGGACUGCUUCAGCAGCGUCAGCGGGUCGAAGAUUGACGGGGGGUUCUCGCAGCCUGCCGAUGACAUGUAUUCAUGA